This is a messenger RNA of Leguminivora glycinivorella, 1698 nucleotides long. It is a transcript of the gene Sin1, whose product is annotated as stress-activated map kinase-interacting protein 1. Gene Ontology annotation, molecular function: phosphatidylinositol-4,5-bisphosphate binding. Bases 13 to 1587 code for a protein of 524 amino acids. Gene Ontology annotation, biological process: TORC2 signaling. NCBI's taxonomy places the organism in Eukaryota, Metazoa, Arthropoda, Insecta, Lepidoptera, Tortricidae. The record is from RefSeq and is a predicted model, not a curated record. The transcript is spliced from 7 exons. Gene Ontology annotation, cellular component: plasma membrane; cytoplasm; TORC2 complex.
ACUGAAAUUACGAUGGCUACAUUAGAUAACAAGAUAUGGUUGCUCAAAAACAUAAGAGACGCGUUCAUAGCCACGGACGAUACGGGUUUGUGCGAGAUAGUUAUGGCUGGGGAGGAUUUUUCAAAGAUUUUCCAAGCGAAAGCGGCAGAUGAGAGGAUCAGGUUGAAGGAUGAGAGGUUGUGCCGGCCGAGCACGAGCCACGGGCGGGACGGUAUGGGCAACAUCUCGGAGGACGAGGACCAGGAGAUCGUGACUCAGUUCGACGCAUAUCCUCAGAUGGAAGACAGUGAGGAGGACGAUCUCAUGAGCGGCAGCUACAUACGUUAUGAUGACAUUGGAGGACACAGACAGCGGUCCAACACAGCGCAAUGGCUCGACAAAAAGGAGCAAGCACUAAAAAAGGCAUCUAAAAUAAAAGUGAUAAAAUGGGACGACUCAUCCACCGAACUAACAGAAGAGCAAAUCGCGGACAAUUUCACCAAAAUGGAAAUCAGAAAGCCUAAACAGAAGUCGAUGCUAACCGAGCUAUUGGAGAAGUGCCCCGAUCUACCUCAUAUGCAGUAUUUGGAGUACGCCAAGUUCGAUGGCACGGCGCAGUUGGGGCUGCAGACUAAAAUGUUUAAGAUUUUUAUGAAGAUUUCGGAGAAGUACCAUAACUAUCCGUUGGUUGUGUGCGUGAUUGCUACGGCUAGGAUUAAGGAUCUGAUUGGAUUCACGUGCUACAAGUACAGCAUCGAGCACCCAGACAUAUCCCUGGGCAACAUAAACGAGUACGGGCUCUGUAUAGCGGAGGACGACGGCGAUGUCGACCUGGCCUUCCCCUGCCUCGACGCGCUGGAGCCCUGCUCCAAGUUCGGCUUCACCUGCCUCGGGCUCAUCGAGCUCAACAAGAGGGGGGACGACAACAUCACCAGCUCGCUGCCCGACCACGCCACCAGUUUCCAGGGGUUCAUGUUUCCUAAGGUGAACGAUUCUGGACAAAGUCAUCAGAAUCCUUCGAGACACAACACAGGUGGCAGCGCUACUUCUGAGGCGGUCAAAAAUGCUCUGGAGGCGGUCAAUGAAGGUCUCAAAAAAGCGGACAACGAUCUAGAUAAGCUACACUCUCACGCCAUGGCGACUUCGGCCCCGCAAUACAAGGCGUACAGGGUGCAUAUGCUGCGCCGAGUCAGGGCUAACACGCUCAUACAACUCGGCGUGUCAAUCGACCGCGUUGAAGUCGAGCCGCUAGCUAACAGCAAGCACACGCACUGGCUAAAACCAAAAUACUUCAUGCACAGUAUCGACUCCAUAGCCUGGUGUCAGAUAAUGGAGGCGAAAGGGAACAAGUGCGUAUUCCGGAUAGUGUAUACAGACGAGCAGAAACAGUCCACUUUCGACCGUAGUACAAGUUUCUUCCACUCCAACACCAAUUACAAGUACCACGACUUCGAGUGCGACCAUCAAACGGCUAAGGAGAUCGUCGAGAAGGUCAACACGAUCCUCGAGUUCCGGAACAGCCCCUGCCGUAGAGAGUACAAGACGGCCAAGGAGAAAAAACAGCAGACCCGGAGGAGCUUCCACUCGAAACAUCUGACUAGCAGCUAACUUAGCUUAACUUUUAAGGCCACGGUGUAUAUAGCAGCAUAGAUUAAAUAUCAGAUCAUACUAUCCCAUACAUUAAAAUGCGACCGCCUAAGAACGCGCAUACACCACACA